CGCUUCCGGCGGCUCGCGCAGUUCCGCCAUGGCCUCCGAGGGAGCUCGGCGCCCCGCUCCUAAGGCUCGCGGUGCGGGGCCGGACAAGUACUCGGUGCUGCUGCCCACCUACAACGAGCGCGAGAACCUGCCGCUCAUCGUGUGGCUGCUGGUGAAGAGCUUCUCCGAGAGUUCAAUCAACUAUGAAAUUAUAAUCAUAGAUGACGGGAGCCCAGAUGGAACAAGGGAAGUUGCUGAGCAGCUGGAGAAGAUCUACGGCUCUGACAAAAUUCUUUUAAGACCACGGGAGAAGAAGUUGGGCCUCGGAACUGCCUAUAUUCAUGGAAUGAAACAUGCUACAGGGAACUACAUCAUCAUCAUGGAUGCUGACCUCUCACACCACCCAAAGUUUAUUCCUGAAUUCAUUAGGAAGCAAAAGGAGGGUAAUUUUGACAUUGUCUCUGGAACUCGCUACAAGGGAAAUGGAGGUGUAUAUGGCUGGGACUUGAAAAGAAAAAUAAUCAGCCGCGGGGCCAACUUUAUAACUCAGAUGUUGCUGAGACCAGGAGCAUCUGACCUGACAGGCAGCUUCAGGUUAUACCGAAAAGAAGUACUACAGAAGCUAAUCGAGAAAUGUGUCUCUAAAGGCUAUGUCUUCCAGAUGGAAAUGAUCGUCCGAGCAAGACAGCUGAAUUACACUAUCGGCGAGGUUCCGAUAUCAUUUGUGGAUCGAGUUUAUGGUGAAUCCAAGUUGGGAGGAAAUGAAAUAGUCUCUUUCUUGAAAGGAUUAUUGACUCUUUUUGCUACUACAUAAAUGAAAGUUGUUCAUUUGUAUUUAUGUUCAUUUCAAUUUAAACAAAAGAAGCCUGGUUGCUGAUUUUUUUAAAAUGUGCUCUUAAAGCGUAUAUCAAAAGGUAAGGUAAAUUUCAUGCAAAUCUUUUUCCUGAAGAAACUCUUAAUGUAUGUGUCAAAUUAGAAAACUAAGCAAUGUUCUCAGAUUUGUUUUCAUAUUUUGCUGUAUCUUAAUAUAAGUGCAUAUGUGGGUUUUUGUUGUUGUUUUGUUUGUUUUGUUUAAAAUACUGCAGAAGCUCUUAAAUGAGGAAGACUCGGAUGUUCUGUACAAGAACUGGUUUGAUUGCUAUUUGUACCUAAUCGCUAUCAAUUACUUUUAAAAUACAUUUGACUUUUUGUAUGAAUUGGGGGGAGGGGGACUGCCCUUUCUUUAAAAAUACAUUAAGUAUUUUAAACCCGAUAAAGCCGUAUAUUAGGCACAAUUUGGAGCUUGGUUCUUUGCAGCUGUUGAGCUGUUAGAGUUUUUCCUCUGUCACGUGGAGUCUCUGAAGUGAAUGCGCUGGGAGGGGUGGCGUUGCCCAGGUGCCGCCCGCGCGCCCGUGAGGCGUGGGCUCCUUCCCUGGCAUCUCUGGAUGUGGCCCCACAAGCAGCAACAAAAAUAAAAUCAAUUUUGUGCAUUGGAAACAGCUUGACCAGCAGUUGGUUGCAUAGAGGUUUUUUUUCUUUACUAAAUAAUGAUUUCUAUCAGUACUAUUGAUAUUAAGUAUAAACUUGGCUUCUAUAAUUUUUGUAACAUCUUACUAUAUUAUAUAAAACUUUUCAACGAACAUUUAUUUUCCUAUUAUUUCAGGCUCAACAAAACUUACCAGUAAGACAGAAAAUCCCUUCCCUCCCACCCGUGUCUCCCGUCAGGAAAGUGUCUGCCAGUUCAGAUGCAAGUUAAGUCGCCCAGUAAAGCAGGUGCAAAUAUACUGUUUGCCUGCUUUGACUUAGUAUUUGAGAAAUCAUUUUUAAUUGUAGCAUAGCUUUAGGGUCAGACAGUAGCUCUUAAAGUUUGGGGUAAGACAAAUUUUGAACACAUAGCCGAAGGGCGCGUUACAAGUUAGAGUUGCCACAGAUUAGUUAAUAAGCAUACGGGUGACUAGUGUUCCUUAUUACACGUGUGUGAGUUACUUUGGCCACAAAGAAAUUUACAGUUUGACUUUCCAUUUGCGUUUUUCUCUGACAGAAUUUUGUGCCAGGAGUUAAAGCCAGAGAAUGAAAGUGGAGUCAUUUUGAAGGAUCCCUGUUCCCAUGGCUGAACCCAUAGGACACUUCUAAUAAAGGCCUCUGGUCCCUUUGCCCAGUGCAGCUGCUCCCCAGGGACUCCCCCUCCUCGGGGAAGUGACUUCUCACUUACCCACGGUAGAAGACACAUCACGGGUGUCGAGUGAGACCUAAGCUAGGGGGACAGAAAGGGGGUAUGUGGAGGCGGGUGGCUCUCCUCCAUCCCAUCUAGACCCAGGUUCAGUUCUCGUUGACUCUUUGGAAUAGCGACUCGGGGACCUCAGGGAGACGCACUAUCAAGCUUUGCCUCACAGACCACACUGGAAUUCGGAGUUUCUGCUCUUCCUCUUUGCAGUGCUUACUCCCGCAGACAUUACGCAUUAUCACAGCCGGAGUUCACAGGGAAGUGUUUGAGCAGUCAGGAGAGUCACCGUUUGGAAGUUAUUGAGAAAAGACUGGGCUCUUUGGAUGCAUUUUUAUAGUAAAUCUCGUGACUUUAUACACUGCAAAAUCUUUUUAAGCAUUUACAUAUGAAUCUAGCAUCCCAUUUUUGCUUUGUAAAUGAGGCCAAGAAUGAAAUCCAGAUGUUCUCCCAUUGUAUUUGUAUUAUCACUGUAUGAAAUCUAUCUAAGGAAAACUAAACCUGGUCACUGUGCUUAUUUCAUACUAGCUUUUUGCCUGUCUUAUGCAACACGUAGGUUCUUGAUCUUCUAAGUCUGUUCCUUGGUCCCAUCUCCCACUUCCAUCUUUUUUCUAAGUGCCUUUUGCAACUGUUGUUUGACCUUAAAUAUAUCACUGAAAUAAUGUA
Molecule: messenger RNA, 2845 nt
Organism: Sorex araneus (European shrew)
Lineage: Eukaryota; Metazoa; Chordata; Mammalia; Eulipotyphla; Soricidae
Gene: DPM1
Product: dolichyl-phosphate mannosyltransferase subunit 1, catalytic
Exons: 9
Coding region: 29-793 (254 amino acids)
Biological process (GO): protein O-linked glycosylation via mannose; GPI anchor biosynthetic process
Cellular component (GO): endoplasmic reticulum membrane
Molecular function (GO): dolichyl-phosphate beta-D-mannosyltransferase activity
Source: RefSeq, a predicted model, not a curated record